Messenger RNA from Pelmatolapia mariae (spotted tilapia), 1658 nucleotides. RefSeq names its product proteasome activator subunit 3 interacting protein 1 (gene psme3ip1). Gene Ontology annotation, cellular component: nucleus. NCBI's taxonomy places the organism in Eukaryota, Metazoa, Chordata, Actinopteri, Cichliformes, Cichlidae. Bases 82 to 897 code for a protein of 271 amino acids. The transcript has 7 exons. The record is from RefSeq and is a predicted model, not a curated record.
UCGCGACGAGCCGUCUUCAGCGUGACACAAAGAUCAUUAAACUGGAGCGCUAAUCUAGCGACAAGCCUGGAUCUUGUUGUAAUGGCAGGAGCAGAAGGAGCAGGUGUCGACCUCAGCAGGAAGUUUGUGUCUGAAGCAGAGCUUGAUGAGAGGAGGAAAAAGAGACAGGAGGAAUGGGAGAAAAUCAGAAAACCUGACGACCCAGAGGAGGUCCCAGAGGAGGAGUAUGACCCACGCUCCCUCUUUGAGCGGCUGCAGGAACAGAAAGACAAGAAACAAGAAGAAUAUGAGGAGCAGUUUAAAUUCAAGAACAUGGUGAGGGGAUUGGACGAGGAUGAGAGCAGUUUCUUGGACGAGGUCUCCCGGCAACAGUGUCUGGUGGAGAAACAACGCAGGGACGAGGAGAAAAAGGAGCUGUUGGAAUACAGAAGCGCUCUAGUGAAGCAAGCAUCUGCAGAGAGCCGCAGAGAGCCUGAAAAGAAGGUGGCACCUAAAGGGGUGGAGCACAGGACCAGCCACCUGUCACAGGCCCAUUUAUUAGUUGGAGCUGUAAAGAGACGCAAUUCCUCACAAUCAGACAGCAGUAAGAAACAGAAAGUGGAAAUCACGACAACAACAGCAACGACAGGAAAUGGAGAAAAACACACAGAAGAGGGGGGCGGAGCAGGAGCCAAAGAUCAACAGACAGUCCCUGGCGUCACUGCAAAGCCGCCCUCAGCCGCCUUGAGCUCCGGCCAAGGCAUGCUACACUUGCCGUCAGCGGCCGUGUGUGUCGGUGUUUUACCAGGACUCUGCGUUUAUUCUGGCAGCAGCGACUCUGACAGCAGCUCGGACAGCGAAGGUAGCGUGGACGCAAUUAUGUCGCCGUACCCACGGCACAACAGGGCCUACAGAUAGACACACAGCAGCAUCCACACACAAACUGACGCAUGUUGGCAGCAAUUAGAAAAGGUGUCCUCACAUAACACAUGCACACACAAACUGAUUAAAGUCAUUUAUAGAGGCGUAUCUGCAGGUAACAGGAGUUAUUGUCAAGUAAGUCGUACACCUGCAACACACAGCAAGCAAACAUUUUAUGAAUUCCUGUUGUUUUCACAGCUGUGAGUUUAACUGUUGCUCUUCGUCAUCAAAGUUCAGCCCAGUGAUACAACCCUAAUAAACCAACUUUAAACUCUAUUAUGAGCUAAAUCUGUGUAUCUAUUUGUGUUGUUUUGCAAUUGUGGCACCCAAACAUGACGCCUCCACCCUUCCUUCCCUCAAUUGCAUGUCACGCAGUUUAAGCCGAGCAACCAAUCCCGCACUGCCUACCCUGAUGACAUCCUGCCCCCCCACACUCCCUUCCCAACCCAAGCCACAACGGCUGCAAGCUGUGCUAUUGGCUGAGGGAACAGUGAUUGACAGCUGUGGAGCAAGGAAGAGACUGCUUUAGACUGUCACAUGACUCACACCUUUUAGCUAUCUGCAGCAGAGGAGUGAGAGCAGGACUGCGUUUGGGUUGAAUGCUGAGUCUGUUUGGAUUGAAAAAUUCUGUUUUUAUUUGUGUGAAGUAAUGUAUGUUUGUUUAAAAGUUGCGUUAUUCUGGGAAGAUGCUGGACUGUUUAUUGCUGUCUCAGACUUUGGGGCGUCUGAGAAGAAAUAAAUAAAGAGAUUUCCCUGUG